Molecule: messenger RNA, 1593 nt
Organism: Haliotis rufescens (red abalone)
Lineage: Eukaryota; Metazoa; Mollusca; Gastropoda; Lepetellida; Haliotidae
Exons: 8
Coding region: 24-1418 (464 amino acids)
Source: RefSeq, a predicted model, not a curated record
GUUUGGGAGAUACACAGAUCACAAUGAAAAUCCUGUUGGUCAGCCUUAUGGCCGCAUGGCUGGGAAUAUCGAACGCAAAAGUUCUUUUUAUUCAUGUUCCAAGGGUAUUCGGAAACCAAAACGAUCCUGUUGUUCAAGAGUAUUACGAAGAUGCUUGUCGUAACUGCAGUCUGAGCGACAUAGGACGAUUCUACACUCACGGCAAAGCGUGCAACAUGUACAUGUUUUGUUUACAGUUUGGGCCUUCCAGCUGGCUGAUGUUUGGCUAUCUGACACCUGAGGGUGCAGUAUUCAACGACAGAGGUCCAUUUAUGGAAAGAAUGUUUCUACAAGACGGCGAAAGACCGAUUCCAAAUCGUCAUGGUUGUCCCGCCAGGGUUGGACACCCCUGUGACACGGGGAUGAAGAUGCCCAUCAACCAGGACCCCUGCAGUGGAUACCAGACCUGUUCCAAUAACGUGAUAGUCAAGACUAGAUGCAACAGCCCGUACAGUGGCUUCAAUGCCAUGACGCAGCAUUGUGAUCUGGCAUGUGCACCAAGGACAAGGUUUAUCAUCAGCGAGAGAUGUGAGCCUAACCUUUCCAGCGACGACUACUACUUAAGCUACCAGACAGUGCAAUACGCGGAUGAACCUGAGCCCCGAGUUGAGUUCUUUAACUUGCAGUGCCUCCUGGGCUACAAGUACCAGGACUACACGAAAUGUGGUUGUCAGCCCUACAACGCCACGGAAAAACCAUGUGAGACAGUGACCGUUGUCCACUUGAAGUCCCAGGACGAUUCGUGGAGAUUGGCAAGAAACAACAACCCGCUCAUGGACUCCAGCGCCAUCACUGGCAACGGCACCAUCGUCAAUCCCAGUGAACGGUAUGGAAACGCUGCCUACUUUUCCGGCAGGCAGACGUUUUCUGCACACAAGGUCAUGGGCAACGACCUUGGCCUUUACUUUGAUCUGACGUUCGCCUUCCAAUCCUUUCAAUCUGAUAGGGCAAUCCCUGGGUUGACCUUCCCACCACGGGACGCCAUAGCCCAUCGUGACUACGCCCUCGCCGACAACAGUGCUUGCGACAUCAUGGCGACGUACGGCUGUAAACUACAAGGGGAAGGCUUCAACUUAGGUCGGGUCGUGUGUUACGUCGUUCCGGAAGGUGACUCUGGUACCUACAACACUACAGUGAUCAGCGAGCCAAUGGAUCUCACGAAAAUGACCCAAGUGUACUUCGCUAAGGAGGACGAAAGAGGGCUCAUGAGAAUCACGCAGGGUAGCUACAACAGAAUCACACCAAUCACAUUCCCUAAAGGUGUGCGUGCAGUCGGGAAUUCUUGCCCGCUGAGUAUUGGAGCCGGGACGAGGAAGCGAUAUUUCACUGGUUUUAUGGAUGAGCUGGUGAUUACCAAGUAUUGUGGUCCCUUCAUGUAGGGGAGUAGCUGAGGAGAUUUAGCCGGGACAAAGACAUACAAGAUGCCACACAGACAUCGAUACCUGGCUCACCUCGUAGACCUAGUCUUUAAUGUUUCAUGUUGUUAUAAAAUGGAACGAAUAAGACCUAAGUGAAGGCUUCGGUGAGGAUAUAUACCGGAUAUAUACCUACCCG